CUUUCCUGCAGGCCGGCUGGGAAAGCAUGGAGGUCCACGGUGAGCUUAGCGCCAGUCCCAGCUCUAGCUGUUCGUCGUCCACCCGGAACUGCUCAGGGGCCUCCGUGUCCAGCGAGCUGCUGACAGCGGGGAGCGGUGGCCGAGGAGGUAUAUGGGACCGGUUACUCAUCAACUCCAAGCCUAACUCCAGAGAGACCUCCACUCUUCAGACAGUUCGGAUAGAAAGGAGCCCGUUGUUAGACCAAGUUCAGAACUUUCUCCCCCAGAUGGCCCAGGCAAAUGAAAAACUACGGAAAGAAAUGGCUGCUGCUCCACCUGGUCGGUUCAAUAUCGAGAGUCUCGAUGGGACUCUCGGGAAAGUGAUACAGAUGGAUGUGGCCUUAUUUGAGAUGGAUCACUCAGAUUCAAAAGAAAUGGACAGUUCAGAGGAGAGUUCACAAGAGAGUUCAGAGGACAGUUCAGAAUCUGAGGAUGAAGAUGACAGCAUCUCGUCUGAAGUUACCAUAGAUAACAUUAAGCUUCCUAAUUCAGAAGGUGGAAAAGGCAAGAUUGAAGUGUUGGACAGUCCAGCAAGUAAAAAAAAGAAACAGUGAAGAAAUUGAUCUGAAAAGAAACAGGUGGUGUAUAUCUGCUAAUUCUGUGAAAAAGAGUGUGGUUCACUGGCUGUUUUACAUUUCUGAAGCUGAUAGUGUUCUUAUGUGUUGAAAGAAAAACUUUAGACGAAGUUAAUGGUUUAUUUGUACAAAGAACAGUUCAUGAAUGGGGUAGCUUUCAAAACGGAAAGGAAGAGGUUCAGAGAACUCCAGUCUAGUGAUGGCUGACACGAAAUAACAGAAAUGACUUGAUUUGUGACAGCGAGGCAUUUUUCUCAUUUGGACAUGUUUAAAAGGAAAACUUUUGCUGGGCUUGAUGGUACACACCAGUAAUCCCAGUGACUAGAGAGUCUGAGGCAGGAGGAUCACAAGUUCAAGGCCAGCCUCAGCAACUGAGCCCUAAGAAAUUUCGUAAGACCCUGUCUCAAUAAAUAGAUAAAUAAAUAAAAAGGGCUGAGGAUGUAGUUCAGUGGUAAAGCCCCUGGGUUCAAUCCCCGAUACCUUCCCCAAAUAAAAUAAAAGGAAAAUUUUAGAUAAAUUUAAUGGUUCAUUUGAGCAAAGAACAAUGCAUGAGUUGAGUAGUACUGAAAGUGGAAAGAGGUUCAAAAAGCUCUGCUCUGUAGUGAGGGCAGACGUGGAAAUAGAGCGCAGAAAUAACUUGAUUGGCUGCAGUGAGGCUUUUGCAUUAUUUGGACAAGUUCUAAAGCUCAGCUGUUUGUUUGGCUGAAACUGUUAUUUGUUGAAAGCCCUCCUCCUAAAUUAGAUUUCAGUUUAUUUCUGGGCUGAGGUAAUGUACUCAUUACAUAAGAUCUUAGAGUACUGGAGACAGCCUCAGGAUAGUGGCCUCUUGCUUAUUUAAUUUAGCAUAUGUGACAUCCGGUGUGUUUUGUUUCUCAGAGAGACCAAAGCUGGCCCUUGAAGAUUUGUGAUAUAUAACAUUUCUGCAUUUUCCAAUGCUACACUGAGAUUUUAUCUUGUACUAAAGAGAUUUGGUGUUUGGAAAGCUUAACUUUGUGUAUGAUGAUGAUUGACAUCUUUCUUCAGUAUGGGUUUCUAGAAAUAACAGAUUUAUUUUAAAGUAAAAAUACAAAUUGUCAGUUUGUUUCUAUUUUAAGUUACCUCAUGGAUAAAACAACCCAGGUUUUCUGUAGGUCACCCUGGUGUUAUAGUUGAUGCUGCUGCUGAGUGGCCAUCAUUGUCCCUCUCCCAACUCACAUUGAGGCCGUGGGACCAAAAAAGACAAGCCUCUUUUUCUCAAGUGACUUGGGUCAAAUCUUCUAGUUGUUGAAGGUACUGCCCACUAGAGGGUCAGAGGGAACUGACAUCAAGUUUGCUACCUGUAGAAGGAAGGGAGUGAGUACAGUGUCUUCACAUGAGCACAUGUCUCUCUUCAAGUGUCCCUUGGGUUGGUACCAAGCUGGGCAUCCCCUCAAGGUCUCCCAAGGUAGGUCCUGACUAGUGGCCACUGACUGCCGCCUCUGUGCCUUGCUCAGGAAUCUUGGCUCUGCAGUGUCCAUCCCUAGUCUUUAUCUCUUGGACUUUUCAGUUUUCUACUUAAUACUGUCCCGGAAGACCUCGUUGAUCGGUGGGCAAAGGGAGGGAGCGUGGCCUUUCCUUGCUCCCACACAGUGCCAGUCAGGGAUUGCCUGGCUCAGGGAAUAGUGUCUCCAGGUGGGGUCGUGGUAAAAACAAAUGGUGGCUAAGAUCAGGGCUGUCACCCCUGGACACGUGGUGUCUGAGUACCCUGACCUCAAAGGGAGGCGGCCCAGAUAUGUUCCCAUUACCAGGGUCUAGGCCGGCAGAUAACAGUGAGACGUGCGAAGCUCCUGUAGGGCAGGGGCUCAUUUUUCCCACAGCCCGAGCCACAUGAGUGAGUCCCAGGAAGGACAAAGGCCCACCUCCUUUCUGCCUCUCUAGGUGCCCUUUGAAUAAACUGCAGAGGCCCCUGUUCUGCGGGUUAGUGGCGUUGAUGGUCUGUGUGCCAUCUGAGGUGAAGCCUGCCCUGUCCCCGUGUGUUAAAACCCGUGAACUCUGAGACUGCUUCAGCCUGAUUGUUCCCUUAUCCUUUUCCCACUUUAGACAGUCAGUCCUUUCACUUCGGGGUUAAGUCCUCUUUUGUUCUUUACUUUUUGUCAAAGGUGUCGGGUGACCACAUACUCGCCCUCCUGCUCCUCCCCUUCCCACUGGCCCCUUGCUCUCCUGCACACUCCCGUGACUGCUCUCUGCUCUCUGGAGCCUGGCCUGUCCCCCCCACCCCCACAAGCUUUGCCUGUUCUCCUGCCCUGUGCGCUCACCGUCCGUCCGGCCUGCUCGGCCUGCCCCUGCCAGGCUGGUGGCUUCCUCCCAGGGCUCUGCCCUCCGUCCUGCCUCUCUCCACCUUCCCGUGAGGCUGCCCCUCCGAGGUGGUGGACCUGAUCAGGGCUCCCCCUUGCUCCCUCACGCUCCAUGGCGCUCCAGCUCGGGGCUCCUGGCUGUGCCCGCUGAGUGGGGCAGGACCUGGGAAUGAGUGGCGGGUGAGUAGCGUGUCCUUUAGUCAGUGUUUUUGCCACUGUGAUGAAAGGACCCGACCAGGACAGCUGUAGAGGAGCAAAGGUGUAUUUGGGGCUCAGGGUUUCAGAGGUGUUAGUCCACGGCAGGCCGGCUCCAUUCCUGGUGCUCCAUUCGAGGUGAGGAGUGUGGCAGAGGAAAGCGGCUCACAUGUUGAUCAGUCAGCGGAGCCUCCAUUGGCCAGAUACAGAUACACCCCGGGGCCACGCCUGCCGCUUCAGACCCCUCAGGUAAUCCAGGGGGUUGAUUCACUGAUUGGGUGGAGACUCACAGCCCAUCAUUUCUCUGAAUCUUCUUGAACUGUCUCACAUGUGAGCUUUUGAGGGACACCUCACAUCCAAACCGUAACAUGUAAAUGACCCCAGAGGGGACAUGAAGGACAUUCUGCCUCUUUCCUGUCAGGAAUAGAUCCCAGAGCAGGCUCCUGUCCCUCCCUUGUGCUCUCCUGGAGCUGGGCCUGGCCCAAGUCAGCGAUUUCUAAGCUCACACAGAGGAGCCCCCUGCUGGAGAAAGCGUGCAUUGGAGAGCCCGGGUGUGGCCACUUUAAAUUGCCACUUCCCAUAACCCUGCUUGGGUGGUGCCCACCCUCUUCCCUGUAGAGUCAGUGCCAGGCAGAUGUCAGCUUACCCCAUAAAUGCCUAUAGAAAAUGGAUUGAAUCACACUCCAGCUCCUCAGUUUCUGUCCCUUUACCCAUUUCCUCUGGUCCCCCACCUAGUUUCCUCUCCUCUGGUCCUCAGAGGCCUAUUUGUUGUGUGACUCCUCCUUUUCUGUCUUGCACCUCAAGGCAGGGAGGGUGGAGAGCCCUUCUCUCGGUCCAUCCCUUUUUCCCUCCCUCUUCCUAUGGCCUUGGUAAUGGCUUGAAUUUGACACUCCCGCCUCAGCCUCAGUAGCUGGGUUUACAAAUUCAUUCUUGAUUUUAUUAAACUUUUGGGGAUCUCAUCUGGGGUGGACCCAACUUUUCUCAGGAAAGAGACCUGAGAUUUACCGUUGGUCUCUGAGUCUUAGAGGUAAAGGGACUUUUUCAUUAGAGUUUUCAGGUUCUCUUUGAUUCCUUUUCUGUCCUAUUCUCAAGGGCCCAAUGUGUCUUAUAAAUACUCAGUAGAUAAUCCUCAAGAUUACUUCUUGUCUUUCCUGUUCGAAUUUGGAACCAGCUGUGCCUCACUACAUGUAUGAAGGUCUGGACACAAGUGUCUGCUGGAAAGGUCGUACAGUACUUUGUGGUUCUGUAACUGAACACAGCGGUUUGCCCCUUGGCGAGUGCAAAGCCAGUAACAUAACCAGGGCAUAAAAAGUGGGAAGAGGUUUACUUUUGUUAAGAAAAGAGCAGCAGGAAUGAAUCCUAAAGUCGUGUCUCCCUGGCGAGGGGAUUUUGUCAGGGAGACUUACAAAAACUCAUACUAGAGACGUUGUACUCACCUGCAGAGGCAGCACCUUCCUGAGCAUCCUCAGUUUGAGAUCAUGCUUUUAUUAUCAGAGAUGGUGGCCUGAAUGCCACUGAGGAGGAAAACACACAGCAUUAUAGGGACAUUAUAAUGAGCAGAGUUUACUCUGUGUCACCUAGUGGAGGGACUGGGUGGCUUUGGCUAGUUUAAACCACUUCCUGGUGUUUUUUCCCUAGAGGGUCUUAUCUGAAACUAAAUAACAACUUGAAGGGACUCAGCAGUCCCUUCAAGUAUCUUCUUUCCCUACAAGCGCAGAUGGUUGCCCCUAAAAGUUCCUACUUAGUAGCAAACAAUACCAAACCAAAAAACUGAAGAAUUAUUAAGUACUUCCAGUGCAUCCCCCUUGGAAGUCACGUCACGGUGUGAAGAGUAUCCGUCAGCUUCACUACUUAGCAUAGUAGGUGGUACACAGUAGGCACUGUCGACAAGUGAGUCAGUGGAUGGUGUUCAGGACAUUGUGAGCGCUGGUAGACUGUUCUGGGUAGGGCAGUGUGAAGGUGUAACUUCACACUGAAAUAUCCUAAGAGAAGUAGACUGAGUGGCCAGGGAACAGAGGAUGUCAGUAUGAAAGUAAGUCUCGUGUGUAAAAUCCUCACACUCCUCUCCUGCUCUGGCUGUUGGGUGACACAACUGUGCUUCCUGUGCAGCGAAGGGCGGCAACUAAAUACAUCCUCUAGACUUUCUUAUGAGAUGCUGGAGAGAAAAAGAAAACACAAAAAUAUAGUACACGGUAAAGAUGUUAUUUCAGUAAGUAUAAAAUGGAUGAAAUAUUCAUAAAGAUUGUCAGGAUAAGCUCUUUAAAAAAAGGUCUGAUUCUAGCCUCAUGUGCCAAGAUCAAUUAUAUAUGGAUUAAAUAUUUAAAUGUAAGAAAACCUAUAAGGGGUGAAUACCACAGCAUGGUCAUAUUUAAUAAUAUAAUUGGAAAGGUUUUUCGUUUUUAGAGCAUAACCUCAAAGCCGGAUAUUACAAAUGAGAACAGAAAAUUCAUACAAAUAAAUAUUAAAACCUAGUGAAUUCCAAAGAAAUUUCAAAGGCAAGGAUAAAUCAGGGAAAGUAUUUUUUUAAAUAUUUUAUUAGUUGCUGAUGGAUAUUUAUUUAUUUAUUUACUUAUUUAUUUAUGUAUAUGUGGUGCUGAGGAUCGAGCCCAGUGCCUCACACAUGCCAGGCAAGUGCUGUACCCCUGAGCCACAACCCCAGUCUCUCGGGAAAGUAUUUGUACAUGUGACAAAGAAUGAGUGUUAUAAAUGUAUAAUGGGCUAUUAUAAAUUAGGGGGAUAAAAUAAUAUUUCUGUAGUGAGAAGACGAUAGGACACAAACAAAUAAUUCACAGAAAAAGAGUUCAACUUGUUAAACACAAGAUGUGCAAAUAAAAUCAAGUUUUUUUUUUGUUUUGUUGUUUUGUUUUGUUUUUGUUCUAGUACUGGGGAUUGAACCCAGGGGCCUUGUGUAUGCCAGGAAAGUGCUCUACCAGUAGUCUCCAUCUCAGCCCCAAGACGUUCUUUACCUAUCAAACUGGCAGACUGUGUGGAGCUGGCAUUACUGAGCCCGUUCUGUACUUGGCACUGUUGCUCGUGUUUCCAUUUUAAGAGUCAACACUACUCACACAGAAGUAAAAAUUCUUUGAAGCGUGUGUUUCAUGUUUGUUGACUUUAUUCUGUGGAAGGCACACCUUUAUUAAAAAAUUGUUUUCAUGGGCCGUUUCCCUCAGUCUGUGGAAAGUAAAUCUCUUGUUCUUUGGUUUGUCCAGCCUGCAGCUUGCUCUGAUAGGAGACAAUGGCAGCCAUUCCAAUAGUUCUCUUCCUACAAAGGUGAAUGAAACUUUCUCUUCCCACUUGUGAAGCACCUACUGCCUUUCAGAAGUUCCCUGACAACCAUAAAUCAGGAAAUUAGACUGAAUGGUCUUGGAUGUGAAUUCUAAAUGAAUAUCCCAAGCAGUGAUAUUUUAAUUGUGUAUAAAAUAUGGUACUUAAUUAAAAAAAAAAAAGCUAUGUUGCAAAGUAUUGUGUGUUAUUGUGUCCAUUAAUGUGGUAAGAAUUCAUGUAUUUCCCUCUGCCUAGCAAGUGCCUUUCACUUGUUUGGAAUAUACAGUAAGUGUACAUUAAAUGAUUUUUUUCCUUCUCUUUACACAAAUAAAGUAAUUCAGCUUAAA
This is a messenger RNA of Marmota monax (woodchuck), 6732 nucleotides long. RefSeq names its product NOP protein chaperone 1 (gene Nopchap1). NCBI's taxonomy places the organism in Eukaryota, Metazoa, Chordata, Mammalia, Rodentia, Sciuridae. The record is from RefSeq and is a predicted model, not a curated record. Bases 27 to 593 code for a protein of 188 amino acids. Gene Ontology annotation, biological process: box C/D snoRNP assembly. The transcript has 4 exons. Gene Ontology annotation, molecular function: box C/D methylation guide snoRNP complex binding.